AUGGCGACGCUUCACUUGUUCCACGUAGUGUACCAGUUCAUACGGACGGCCGCUACGCCUCUAGUACCACCACAACAGCCACUUUUGUUCGUGCUCGUGCCUCUCAUCCUAGUGCUGCUGCCUCUCAUCUGCCGGCGCCUCCAACACCGCCGCAACAACGCCGGCGAUGACGAGAGGAAGCAGUCGAUGACUCUGCUGCCGUCGCCUCCGGGGAGGCUGCCUGUCAUCGGCCACCUGCACCUCGUCGGCGACCUCCCGCACGUCUCCCUCCGUGACCUCGCCGCCAAGCACGACCUCGGCGGCGGCCUCAUGCUCCUCCAGCUCGGCGCCGUCCCGAACCUCGUCGUCUCCUCCCCGCGCGCGGCACAGGCAGUCCUACGCACGCACGACCAUGUCUUCGCCACGCGGCCUGCGCCCAAGGUCUUGGACAAAUUGCUCUACGGGCCGUCGACCAUCGCCUUUGGACCCUACGGCGACCACUGGCGCAAGGUAAAGAAGCUUGUCACCACGCACCUCUUCACCAUGAAGAAGGUGAACUCGUUUCGCCAUGCCCGCCAAGAGGAGGUGAGCCUGGUGAUUGCUAAGCUGAAGAAGGCCAUGGCAACAGGAAUGGCAGUGGACAUGAGCGAGAUGAUGAACUCGUUCGCCAACGACAUCAUGUGCUGCGUGUUGUCGGGCAAGUUCUUCAGGGAAGGAGGGAGGAACAAGAUCUUCCGGGAGCUGAGUGAGAUAAAUAUGUCCCUGUAUGCAGGGUUUAGCCUUGAAAACUAUUUCCCAGGGCUUGUGAAUUCGCUAGGUAUCUUCAUCAGGUUUGUGAGCAGAAAGGCGGAUAAGACGCACGAAAGAUGGGAUGAUGUGCUUGAAAAUAUCAUAAGGGACCAUGAGAGGCGAGAUGAGCAAGAAGAGACUGCAGACUUCGUCGAUCUGGUGCUCACUGUUCAACAAGAGUACGGUAUCACCAGAGAUCAUAUCAAAGCCAUCUUGAUGGACAUGUUCGAUGCGGGCACGGGCACAUCAUCCUUGGUGCUAGAAUUUGCCAUGGCUGAGCUCAUGCGCCAACCUCAUAUCAUGACAAAGCUACAAACUGAAGUCAGGAACAAGACACCAAAUGGACAGGAGAUGGUCAAGGAAGAGGACCUAGUUAGCAUGGCCUAUCUGAAAGCUGUCGUGAAGGAGACACUAAGGUUACACCCUCCUGCUCCACUCCUCUUGCCUCGCAAAUCCAUGGUGGACUGUGACAUUGAUGGGUAUAGAAUCCCCUCUGGAACUCGAGUCAUCGUCAACUCAUGGGCAGUCUGUAGACAUCUAGAGUCAUGGGAGAAAGCGGAGGAGUUCAUGCCAGAGAGGUUCAUGGAUGGUGGUAGCGCUAGCGCUGCUGCCAUCGACAUCAAGGGGAAUGACUUCCAGUUCAUUCCAUUUGGAGCUGGUAGAAGGAUGUGCCCUGGUAUGAACUUUGGAUUGGCCACUGUUGAGAUCAUGCUGGCAAACCUCAUGUACUGUUUUGAUUGGGGGCUGCCCGAUGGUAUGGAGAAGGAGGAUAUUGAUAUGACAGAGGUUUUUGGAUUGACAGUUCAUCGAAAGGAGAAGCUCAUGCUCGUUCCGAAACUACCUGGCACCGCUAGCUACGCAUAAUCUAAAGCGAUGCUCUGUAAAAGAUUAUAUAUGAAUGUGCUGCCUGCAUGUGAGUUUGUGUACCUAUUGUAUGUAUUUUAUGGGUUUAACUAGUUGUAUGCAUAGUCAAGAAAAAAAGUUGUAUGCACAUAUGUAUUGUA
This is a messenger RNA of Sorghum bicolor (sorghum), 1772 nucleotides long. RefSeq names its product indole-2-monooxygenase. The record is from RefSeq and is a predicted model, not a curated record. Lineage: Eukaryota; Viridiplantae; Streptophyta; Magnoliopsida; Poales; Poaceae. Gene Ontology annotation, molecular function: monooxygenase activity; heme binding; oxidoreductase activity, acting on paired donors, with incorporation or reduction of molecular oxygen. The transcript has 3 exons. The coding region runs from base 1 to 1632 and encodes 543 amino acids.